This is a messenger RNA of Aspergillus mulundensis, 642 nucleotides long. RefSeq lists its product as uncharacterized. The record is from RefSeq and is a predicted model, not a curated record. Bases 1 to 642 code for a protein of 213 amino acids. Lineage: Eukaryota; Fungi; Ascomycota; Eurotiomycetes; Eurotiales; Aspergillaceae. The transcript is spliced from 2 exons.
AUGGCCGAGAAGAAGAAAUACCUGAACGAAGACGACUUCAAGGCAGCUCUGGACAAAGAAAUGGGGACCGAUCCCUGGCUGGUCGCCUUCGCACCGAUCCGAAUCGUCUCGGCAGGCGGUUUCCUGGCCGUGAGUUACCUGAAGAACCGCGAUGCCACCGGCGACCUCGACUACCUGAUGGAUCCUGAGUUCGCCCGAGACGAAGACGUACAGAAGCCGUUCCAGGACGCGAUUCUCUCCGUGGCGGCGAAGCUACAGUUCGUGGACGACUGGGUGAAUGAGGCCAUGGCCAUAUUUGUGACCAAGCGGACGCGGGAGAUCGUGUUUGAGGGCGCCGCAAAGCAGGGGAUCACGUUGUUCAAGGGGGAGAAUCUGGAGGUUCUUGCUGCACCGCUUGAAUGGGCACUCGAGCGGAAGCUAAGGAGAAUACACGCGGGGGAUAGAGGAAGGAAGGCAGAGCUGGACAUGUCUGAUGCAAUCGCGAUGUUGAAGAAGCUUCGGGAACGGAACAAUGGACCGCUGGAUCUCGAGGUGAUCCGGACGAUGAACUUGAAUGGAUUCGACGUGUUGCCUGAUCAUGGAACGAUGCAGCGGGUCGCUGAGGCGUACUGCCAGCAGUACAACGAGGAUAUUUUCGGAUAG